Porites lobata is the source of this 19821-nucleotide messenger RNA. Lineage: Eukaryota; Metazoa; Cnidaria; Anthozoa; Scleractinia; Poritidae. The record is from the annotation of a GenBank genome assembly.
CAAACAAGUCAAACACCUGAGUUCUCGCUGAUCAGUUGCAGAAAUGUAAGACGUUUUUCGCGAUAGUCCUCAGUCUCACCGAGAACUUCUUUAAGUUCAGCCGAGGAAAGCGAUGGAACCAGAGUGCGUUACCCCGAGCAAAGAGAACUGUUCAGUGGUCAACAAGGUUCAUUCGAAACGUGCUCAGUGGUAUAGUCCGUGUAAGAGCUCUCCAAAAAUACCCUUGACGCCGGAGUCUGAUCUGCCGACACUUAAACUAACACACUUUGCAAAGAUUCCGAAGAUAUCUUUUGGAACUGUGGUCGUUGGAAACAGUAAAACAGAGCAGUUUGUCGUCUUUAACCCCCAUCCAUUAAUCCAAACACUGGAGAUUGAGAAAUGCCCGACAGAUCAAGGCUUUACCUUGAAAGUUAACGGAAACAAGGAGAACGAAGAUUUUAAGAAUAACUGUGUCACAGUUCCGCCUAAGAAUGAGCUGUUUCUCUCAGUCACAUGGGAGCCAAAAGAAGCCCGGAACUAUCGCGAAAUUAUUCGAUUUAGGUCGGACAAUUCUCCCCAGCUUCAAGUAAUAGUGUUUGGAAUGGCUACGGCACCAACUAAAAAGAAAUCAACAGCAAAACGAAGCUCAAAGUCCCAGACAAACAAGGUAUGAUGACUGUGUUCGAGUGCAUGUACUUUGUGUAUCUAUCGAUGAUGAUGUACAAGGCAACAGCAAUCACUACCCGCUCUUCUUAAAAUAAUAAUUCUAAAAGAGUUGUCGUAUAAUUCUAUAGCUACCCAAACUUGUAACCCUCUGAUAGGUACCCUGAUCUUUUCUUUAAUUUUAUGAAUUAAAUAAGGAGUAAAUUCUCAAUCCUCGUACCUUUUCUCUCUCUAAUAAUUAUCACAUACCCAGUAGGCUUUAAAAUCAACAGUAGUGUUACACAAGAAUGCAUUUUUUAAGCCAUAAUUUGGCGAUUCAAAAUAGAAAUAAAUUUAAAAGUGCGAUCAAGGGCCAAUCGGCCCUUUUAUGCACCGUGUUCUUAACUUUUAAUUUGUCAAAUUUAUAGAAUUUUAUAAUACAGUCAAACCUCUUUAAUAUGGACAGCAAAGGAACAGAACCAACUGUCUGCUUUACAGAGGUGUCCAUAUUAUAGAGGUAAGGAAUGUAUGAUUUUUGGAUUUCUGGGACCAAAUGAACUGUCCGUAGUUGAGAGGUGUCCGUAUUAUAGAGGUGUCCGUAAAGAGAGGUUAGACUAAUUAAGUUGAUAAAUUUUUUGAAAUAAUUAUAAUUGUCUAUCCUUUCAUUGUUCCAUUCUAGAAAAUGCCCCGACCUAUUCUUCAGCCUAGUCAAGUGCUCAAUUUUUGCAGCUAUCAAACUGAUGAAGCAACUGGCUUUUCAAAUAGUCCAGCAAACAAGCAAGCUAUAAAGAGUUCAAAUGGAGCAGAUCAGUCUGAGGAGAAUUUGCGGCGUGAUACUUAUUGUGUCAAAAGUGCAAAACUUCAAGCAAGUUCUAAACUCAAGGUUAAAUCAACACCUCCUACCCAUCCCAGGUCUGCUGCAACACCAACAUGCAAGCAAUCUGCUGUGAAAACGAAAAAAGUUAUUGUUUCAAAGAAGAAACUCUCUCCAACAUCAGGUAACUUUUGUUACCAGUCUAAAAAUUCUUACUGAUGAAAUGCAUAUAAUAUACAUGAUGUAUACUAACGGGGAUGCCAAACAAUAAGAUGUCUGGGUAUGCUAACUUUACUCCUCAGGAGUUUCCAUAAAAGGUAGUCACCGGUUAUGGGCUCUUACAUUUACUAACAUCUGUGAAGAGAUUAUUUAUAUUAAUUAUGUUAUUAACAUUUUAUUGUCAUGGCUACUAAUUCCGAUCCAAUGCUCUGAAGUUUGUACAUGAAAAUUUUGACAUUUCAAUUGGGCCUUACAUACAAGUCAAACCACGCCAUCACCCAUAUUAUAAAUUUUGUAAACUUUUUUGUAUUUAUUUAGGAACUCUAAAGAAGAAGCCAAAACCCAAAAUAAAGUUGACAGUUUCAGCUAAAGGUGUCCCUCAAAGAAAGCUACAGCUUGUCAAAACUCCCAGAAGCAAUCUUCCUCGUCAUCCAAUGCCAUUUGCUGCUAAAAACAUGUACUAUGAUGAGAGGUGGAUUGAGAAACAAGAAGAAGGUAAUAUGUACUACCUCAUUCCUAGAGGUCUCCCUUACCAUGUUAAACAUUUGUGCUUGCCUCUGUUCGUGACCAUUGUGCCAAGUGGCUUAUGUCAGGAGACAAAAUGUAAACAGUCCAUUAUGAAAUCUAUAUUGGAGCAAAAUAUGUUUUUUUUACCAUAACAACCAUAACAACAGAUAAAGGAAGCUGAUGUUUUCAAAAGUUUUAUGGAGAUUCAAUAAUUUAUUCCAAACCCCCUCAAAUAAGUGUUUCUUUUUCUCUUCUUAAAUUUGUAAUCAGUUUUAGAAUAAUAACUAACCCUAAUCUAUUUGUUAAAUAAUUUAAUAUUAAGAAGGUAAUAUGUACUACCUCAUUCCUAGAGGUCUCCCUUACCAUGUUAAACAUUUGUGCUUGCCUCUGUUCGUGACCAUUGUGCCAAGUGGCUUAUGUCAGGAGACAAAAUGUAAACAGUCCAUUAUGAAAUCUAUAUUGGAGCAAAAUAUGUUUUUUUUCUACCAUAACAACCAUAACAACAGAUAAAGGAAGCUGAUGUUUUCAAAAGUUUUAUGGAGAUUCAAUAAUUUAUUCCAAACCCCCUCAAAUAAGUGUUUCUUUUUCUCUUCGUAAAUUUGUAAUCAGUUUUAGAAUAAUAACUAACCCUAAUCUAUUUGUUAAAUAAUUUAAUAACUGCUUCUGCUUUUCUUGUAGGAUUUACUAAGUGGCUCAACUUUGUUUUGACUCCCCCUGAUGUAUCUGAUUCUGGCCUACAAGUUGACAUCCACAAAGGUAAAGAAUGUUUCACAAAACUUAAUUGAACUUACUCUUGCUAGAGAUAUCAAAUUCACUGUGGAGCAGAGAACAGUUGCAUUUAGAGAACAGUUUCAUUAAUUCUACAGGCAUGUCACUAAGAUUUCAAGUUGCCAGAUAAAUACAACAAGUAGGCAGGGAAUCAAAGAGCUAUAUAAGGGAUUUCCUUUGGUUCCUUUGAAAGUAGCCGCGGACCACAUUCAUAGUAUCUGGGGGAAGUCCCAUGGCCCCCUCCUCUUGAUGACAGCCCUGUUCUACCAGUAACCAUGUAUGUAGUUAACCAUCAACUAGCAUGUACACAUACUUACUAUUUUAUUGAUAGCAAAUAUAAAAAACUUUGAGCAUUAAUUAACCCUAGUACAGUUAGUGCAAUAAAAAUAAAACAUUGUAAUCAAUAUUUUUUUUUCAGGAAAUGUUGCACUUGGGGGAUCCAAAUCCCAACCUUUGGCCCCCACAAAAGAGGUCCUGUCUUUUAGGCUCUACACUGCUAGACGUAAGAUGGCUCGCUUGAGAAGAAGUGCCUGUUUGCUGUACCAGUCAGAACCCCUGGGACACAUUAUUAGAAAGAUAGAAGCUGAAGUGGAGAAUGGAGGGCUGGCGAUCAGACCUGAUAAAAAACUUCAUGCUGACUUAGGUUGGUUAAUAUAAUAACCCCAAAAAUUUGUUCACAUUUUCUGGUUUUGGGGUUAAUCUUACCAAACCACUCAACCACAAUCAGCAAGUCAUAAAUUACAUCGUAGUUCAUUUGAGCAUAUUAGACAACUGCCUUGCUUAGUGGAGGUGGGUGCCUGAGAUGUCCAGGAGCUUCCACCACCUGCUCACACUGAAUAAUCAGUGGAAUAAAUUAUAAAGGAAGAAAAAUAAAGGGGCAGGAGAGGCUGGUGGGGAGUUACAGUAAAUGUGAGAUCCAAAGGCUAAAUAAAGCCCAGUGGCUGCCAUGAAUUUUUUUCUCCUUGUGUACCUCUGAUUGGUGUUGGGAAUUAAUCAUUUACCUUCUACUAAUCUAAAAGUACAGUCAACCUUUUCCUCAAAGACAGACAAUGUCAGCCAGGGCUGGCUCCAACUAGGUAUCCUAUAGAGAGUGUACUUCCACUGAAAUUACUGAAACACAGCAAGCUAUUAUAAGACCACCUGUAGGUAUCUGGGUCAAAGAGGUGUAUGCCGUUAAGAGAGAGUUGACUGUAAAUGAAUUUUUAUUGAAGGAAUCAAGCGGCAAGUUGUUGAAAUGCUUCUCUCCUAUAACCCGUUAUGGCUGAGGAUUGGACUUGAGGUAAGGUGAUCACAGUGACUGUUACCAUGUUUACUUGUAUAAUUCACACGCUUGCUCAAAGUUGUUAGCAAAUUCUUGCUUUCUUUUUUUACAGACCAUAUAUGGUGAAAUUCUCCCGAUCCAGUCAAACAAUGACAUAGCAGGAUUGACACGUUUCCUGACAGAAAGGUUGCUUGGUAACCCGGACAUUGCCAAUGCAUUUGCUCAUCCCCAGGUCCCUGGAUUAUACCGAGAAGGUAAAUUUAAUUGACAUUAUGUUAUUUGAAAAGUAAUAAGAAGUGUCAAAGAAACUGAGUUCAUCAAAAUUCUUCAAGGCUGUCACUAGGAAUUUAAUUAAGUAAUAAUUAUGCCAGAAAACUGAGAAUCAAACUAGGUUGAGACCCAUUUGAAUGCGAGUUUCAUUUUGACCUACAACAUCUACGUUGCCUUAAAUCCAUCCCCUCUAGAUCUUUAUCCUAUGCUCGUUGUUAUGCCUUUGUAAUCGUAAAUCUUUUUUUCAUCUAUUUCUCGUGUUGUAUUUCUGCAAUCAGGUUACGUUGAACAACUAGGAAAGUUUACCCUCAAGAAGUUUCUCCUGUUGGUGUUAUUUCUGGAUCGUGCAAAAUUAACCCGGCUUAUUGACCAUGACCCAUGUCUCUUCAACAAGGAGGCGUCUUUCAAGGUCUGUUUAUCUGCAGCCGCACUCUGUACAACGUUAAUUCUGUAGUUCUCGAAAGUCCAGGUUCGCAGUAGGAGAGGACCGUGGGAACGAGGUUGAGUCUAGGCUGGACUAUAGGCUGUUAUCGGAUUUAUGGUUGUCAAGAUUUUUGUGUUACUUCUUUUAAAUUUUAUACAGUUGCUUUAGAUUAAUCAUUUUUAUCGGCAUCUUUGUUAGUCACUUUGAAAAAUCGCCUCUCUUAUGGCAUAUUGCCACACAACGCUGUGUUAAAUAAAUGCAACAAUAAUUACCAAAAAAAAUAUGCUGCAAAAUUUUGGGUUAGUAUAUGUUAUGGUACAACGUUUUUCACAAAAGUUUCCUGUAUCUUUCUCUGCGGUUUCAGUUACGUUUCGUAUUGGUGCUCGAGGAAAAGAUUGUCGGACAGGCUAUCAUUCUACAUACAGCACUUAAAUUCACUUAUCUGGUUCUCGUGGGACGUAAAAGAACCCAGACCACUGUUCGAAAAGAGCCCCGGUGGUGUGGCCAACCUUUCCUGGGCUGGGUGGGUUAUCUGUAAGGACACACUUAAAUUGGAGCCCUGCUGUGUUGUGUGUCCUGCACCCAGUAUGGUAGAACUGAUUAAAUAAUGAUUAAAUGAGAAAAAUAACAAACCGCCUCCCCUAUCAUCCCACCUGAAAGCAUUGUACACAGGCUAAAUUAUCAAGGGAGAUGGCCCCUGUAUUAAAGUUUGUACUUACAUAGUUAAUAGAGCCAGAAUAGAACCUGCUUUGGCCUUUUAUUUUACAGUCAAAUCGCAGCAUUUUGCUGAGUUUUUCUCGUGAGUACCUCAAAGGAGAAGGCGACCUGACAAAGCAUCUUUACUUUUUGGGUUAUUCUGUCACACAUUCCCAGGUAAGUUUGAAAUUAAUAUUCUCAAACUGAAAGAACUCUUUCAAUAAUCUCGAACCCAGCGUUGCGAGUUUGUUUAACUCCCGCAUUCCAUCUCACAUUUCUCCUUCAGGAUCAGCGUUUUUCUGACACCCCCGUCACUUUUGUUCAUUUAAAGGUGUACAUGUCGUGAUGGAACACCAUGUUCCGGGUUUGUUGUAACUUCUUUAAUCUCCAAACCAUGAAUGAAGUCAAUGAACAAUAGUUGGCCAUCAAAUCUAAUUUGGCAUUUCUAAGCAUUCCACCGAACGUUACUUGUCAAGUGCAACCUUUCAGUAUUUUCUCGGUACUUCUUUCGUUAAACAUUUUGUUCUUUUUUCUUAUUUAGAGAGCAAUUGACGAGGUUGAUUAUGCAGUGAAAAACAUAGCCAUUGAUCUCAGGGAUGGCUUGCGCUUAACGUAAGUGCCUGAGUUUUCAGUACAACUCAUACGAGCAUCAUUUUCGGGCAAAAAAUUUGCCCGGCAAAUUGUUUCCUGGUUGCCUCUUCUGCAUAUAUUAACACAAUUUUUGCAGCAUGAAAAUUAGCUUAUUUCAUGCAGCAAGGGAGCGGAACUUUGAGCCGUCCCCACGAUCUGUACGCCUGAUGGAACAGGCCAAUGAAAAUUUUUGCACGAGUCAGACUGUGAAUGACAGACAUGAUGUAACAAACGUCUUCCAGCAAACCACUUAUUGUACUUCAAGUUGUUCAAAAAAUGUUUUCAUAUAACUCAACCUUCCUUGAGUCUUCGUAGUUCGAGCUGCAUGUCGUGAAUGUUGCUUUACUGAUUUGAUUUACACAGGCGCGUUGCGGAGCUUUUCACUCAAGACUGGAAGCUUUCAGCAACCCUUCGUGUUCCUGCCAUCUCCAGAUUGCAGGUGAAUGCAUAACAUUAAAAUAAAAUAGCUGGUGGAAUAAAGUUGCAAGAUUUAAAAUGGAAUGGUUUUCAAAUAUUUAUCAACAAAUUCGACGGCUGGAUAAUCUUCCGUCCUUAAUACUAGGCAAACUUGUUCAGUUUUCAGCUUUUUUCUUGUUGUUUCUUACAGAAAAUUCACAACGUCGAUGUUUUCAUGAACGCGUUGAAAACAAGAGGCGUUCUUGGAGGUAAAGUUCUGGACAAGUGAUCUUUUCAUGCAAUUUGCUCUUCUUUUGCUCGCCGUAAAUCCUCGACAACGAACCAUAACCACGAUUCACCAUUGUUUUUUAGGGAAUUUGAUUGAUGCGCGUCAUGUUGUGGAUGGACACAGGGAAAAGACACUUGCUCUUUUGUGGCAGAUUAUCUUUCAUUUUCAAGUAAGUUGUGGUCCAUGUGAUUCAAGUUUACUACGAUACCAGUCGUUCGUAAAAUGUUAGCGUAACUUAAUAACUUAUUGUGUAUCAGUUACUAAUUUUGGUGCACGUCUGACGUGAUAAACAUUAUACUAUACCACCUUCUUACCUUGCUGAAAAACCGCUUGUAUGAACUGCCGAAAAAAAGGGAUGAAAAGAUAUUUACCAGUAACCGAGCCUGAUGAGUCCAAAAUGCGGAAAGUAAAUAAUCAGUCACACUGACUGACUGUCUGACUGCCGGCGGAACAUCGGGUUUAUUUCUAAAUGGUAUGCAAGGCACUGAUGCGUUUUAAUAAAAUUUCAGGAAAAGACUAAUAUUUCCUUUUUAAAAUGACCGGCUUGGCUAGCCAGCCCUGACUUUUGGAAAGCGCUCUAAGAGAGGAUUUUGGCUUUAGUGGUUGUAGUUGUUGUUACCCAGACAGAAUAAAUUGAAUUGAAUUUGGAAACGCGUCUAUACCACUGGAAACUCGAACUAGAAACGAUCAUUAACAGACUGCUUUCUCCUUGUUUUGUUUUUUUCAAAAAAGGUCAAAGUUCUUUUAAAUGAAAAACUUCUUAAAGAGGAAAUAGCUCACUUAGAAAGUACCAGACUUCUCCGCGAUCGGUUGACUGCUGCAGAGAACUGGGACGGGAAUAAUGAUGAUUUCCUGGGUAAACGUCGUGACUCCGCGUCAGACCUGUAUUUCAAGUCAGACAGGCUUCGCUUGCUCUUCAAGUGGUGUAAGAUGGUUUGCAGGAUUUACGGGUUAAAGGUCAGGAACUAAUUAUUACUGUUUUCAAUGUAAAGCACGUUAGAUUUGCCAGUAUAGUUCGUUUGCAUCCGUAAAUGAUCGCAUUAGUGCCUUUCAAAUAAGUGCCCUUCAUCCUUUCUCCAUUAUAGAAAAAAAAUUUGAGUACUAGGGCUUAGAAGACCUUACAGGAAACAGGACUUUGAGAACUACAAUUCAGACAUUAGUGUUUUUGCUAACAGAUACCUUCUAGAUAUCUGUUACAGAUUGUAUUUACUGGAAAUAAAGACAAAGUAAUUUUGUGUCCAAAAUUAGUAAGCACCCGAGGCGCUAAUUCGAGCAUUUACGAUACUUCAUCCAUUCAUCGAUGUAUGUAAUCGUCUUUUCCUGUCGGCCACAGUCUGCUUCAUUUUAGAUGUUUUUCCUUUCUUUUUUUAAUGUCUGACCCAUAGCAUUCUUAUUUUUUAUCCUGACUCUACUAAAAACAUUAAUAAUUUUUUCAUCAUUUUAGAUCGAGAACUUCACGGUUUCAUUCUCAGACGGCCGAGCGCUAUGCUAUCUUCUCCACCAUUACCACCCUUCACUCCUCCCCCUUGAACUAAUCAAAGAGCAAACUAGUUUGACCUGUAAUCCGGGGGUACAUGACACAAGUGACAGCGAGGGGGAGGAAGACGUGCAAGUGAAGUCAUGGACAGCAACUUUUAGCCCAGGUGAAGUGUGAUCAACGAUAACUCAUUUUUGUUGGCCGGCGGUCUAUUUAAAUCGAAACGUUUUAUAUUUACUUUUUUAUUUUUUCUUUCAGGUUCUGGAAAAAACACUCUUUUAGAGGAGCUCAAGAACAACGAACGUGAAAACCUCCGUUUGAUCGCUGAAAAGGUAUAAGUGGUAGUAAACAGUGAGCUUAAGCCGUUAAAUCUGUUAUUUUUUUGGUGAAAAUCGGUUUUUCUUCACCCAUUUGUACUUUGCUUGAGUGCAUUUUUUUGUAGACAGAUUUUAUUUUAAGGAAACAAAGGACUUGUUCUGUAUAAAGUCGUCAAAUCAAACCGGAUUCCUUCCUCAUUACCAAAGGAAUGAAACGUGCUUUGUUCCAUUCUAGGUCAAAGAACUUGGCGGAGUGCCCCUGAUGACAAAAGCUUCGGAUAUGUCGCACACAAUUCCCGACGAAAAGGUACGAUAGUUAAAGAAACUGCUUUUCUUCUUUUCAAUUGUUUGAUAUAACCUUUCCCGCUCUCAAUGGUUGUUUAUUUGUAGGUUGUGAUCACCUAUGUCGCCUAUCUGUGCGCGCGGCUAUUGGAUCUUAGGGAGGAAACUAAGGCUGCGCGUUGCAUACAGAUGGCUUGGAGACGAUUCCGACUUAACAAGCAGUUGGAACGGAAAAAGGUUUGUGUUAUACCUUUAUCCGCGCAAAUAUCCUAAUUGCUGUAUAUUGAUCGGACCCAAAAAGUUGGAGCUCUAAGCGAUACAGGUAGCCAGUGUUAGCUGUGAGGAAAAAAAAGGUAUGAAUAAAUUCACUUUAGGUUUUAUUAUUAUUCUUGAUCAGUCCGUUGCUUGAGAAACUCAAAGGAAGGAGAGGUCCAACGUUAUUGGGAGAUUACUUUCCGCGCCGUUUCAGACUUAAUCAGCAGCGCGAAAAUAAUCUAUGUCGGGAGACUUCCCUUAAGCUGGUAAGGUCUUAAAUGCUCUAGUUACUGAACUACAGGAAGAGCAAUAGCUUGUACGCACUUGCUGUGGCAAUAGGGGUAUAUAUAGACAGGCUAGGAGACGCACGAUGAAAACCACUUUCUCCUCGCUUUGUGUAAUGAAUGUUCAAGCUCUAUUUUUGUUCCUUUCCUUUCAGAACGUCUCCAAGAUUGUUGUUUCUCUUCAGGUAGGUUAAUGUUUAUGAUAAGAUGCCGCUCCAGGAUUUCUCUUUAUCCAUGCAUCACAGACUAAGAGAAGACUCCAGUUUUUCUUAAAGAUAGGAAAUGGAGAAAAAUAAGUAGAGCAUUGUCUCCCUGGUGGCUUAGGUGUAGCGACUACUCCCUUAUGUCUGUUCCCUCGCGCAAUCCGUGUUUGUUAGGACAUGCACUUUCCAUUACUCUCACAACUACUUAAUUCAUUUUUCUUUUUGUUGUUGAAUUCUUCUCUUUCAGGCACGUGCUAGAGCUGCGUUAGCACGCCGUAGAUUUCGAGCCAUGAAACAAUCCGCUGUCGUUAUUCAGUCUGUUUACCGUAGUUACAUGGUUCGUAAACAGCUUCGCGUUCGCCACCAGGCCGCCCAGUGUAUUCAGACUCACUACCUGGCGUUAAAGAAAGGACGAGAGGUCUUGAGCUGGUACGCAAACCUUCGACAGACGGUUGUGCGACUUCAAACAAUUGUCUUGGCCAAUCAGAGGAAGAUGCGUGUUAAAAGAAAUUUGGCCGCUACAGUGAUACAGGCUACUUGGAGAGGAUACACUGUGCGAAGAUGGCUUGACGAGCAGUGUGCCGCUUGUGUUAAGAUUCAAGCACUGGUCAGAAGUGUCUUGGAACAGAGAAGGUUUUUACAGGUUAAAAACGCUACUGUGUUGAUCCAAAAGACCUACAGAGCGACAUUGUUGGGAAGAAAAGAAAGGCAGCGCUUCCUUCAUCUCAGGAAAUGCGCGGUUACACUACAGUCGUGCUACCGAGGCCAGCGUGAUCGACGGCUCGUGAAGCAAAUUCGUGCGGCUGUCAAGAUUCAAAGCCUCGUUCGUGCGUGGCGAAUGCACUCGAAGUUUCUACGUCUCAAACGAGUUACUACCAAAAUACAAGCUUGCGCUAGAAGGCAUCAAGCACAGAGGAGGUUUGCCGAGGUGAAAGAAGCUGUGCGAGUUCUACAGGUCUAUUUCAGAGCUUUUCUUCUAGGCCGACGGCAGAAGAUAGAGCACGAUACUCAGAGGGCCGCCUGUGUCAAGAUUCAGUCAUUAGUGAGAUGUCAGAUUGAAAGAAGAGUUUUCUUACAAAAGAGACAAGCGGCGGUCAGAUUGCAGUCCUUUACUAGAAUGUCUCUGGCGCGGAAGGGAUACCAGAGACUUUACACAGCCACGUUGUUGAUUCAGAGAAGGUUUAAGGAAUUGCUUUGCGCGAGAAACGCUCAGAGAAACUUUCAACUCAUGAAACUAUCCGCUAUAAAGAUCCAGUCGUGUUAUCGAGGCUACACAUGUCGUGAGCAGUUUACACUAGUUAAACAGGCCACCAUUAGGAUUCAAUCCCAUGUGCGUUGUUUCCUAAGCAGAAAAAAGUUCUUGGCUUUAAAACGUGUUUCAAUUAUCAUCCAAACUCGCUAUCGUGCCUUGCUGCUUGGGCGUCAACAGAGGCAGAAAUAUCAACACACCCAUCAUGCCAUUGUUCGACUACAGGCAAUUGUCAGAGGGAGGCUUGCGCGUGAAAAUCUACUCAAGCAGCAAAGAUCAGCAGUAGUGAUUCAAGCGAAGUACCGGCAGUACUCCGCUGGAAAAAGAUAUCGUCAGCUGAAGAGCUCAACCGUGGCGAUGCAGCGGCGUUUUCGCUCCGUCUUGCUGACGCGUGAACACGUUUCGCGUUACCAGCAGAUGCGAACAUCCGCCCAGUUUAUUCAAGCGUGCUACAGAGGGCAUCUCGCAAGAAAGUUCUACAAGAUGCUAAAAGCUACAGUUGUGUUGCAGUCUGCAGUUCGUGGUUGGCGAGUAAGAAAGGAUAUUAAACAGCAGAAUAUGGCUGCAUUAGCGAUCCAGGGAUUCUAUAGACGUCAUGUGUACCGUAAGAAGUACCUGGCAAUAAGAAAGGCUGCUAUUGUUUUGCAGAAUCAGUAUCGUCUGGUUUCUUUGGGACGUAAAACCCGCUGUGAUUUCCAGCGAGUUAGGCAUGCGGCGAUAAAAAUCCAGUCAUCAUUUCGUGGCUACCAAGUAAGGAAGCAAGUUCUACUUCUCACAAGUGCGAAGAAAAUACAGGCAGUUUAUCGAGGUUAUGUCGCUCGAAAAUCCUACAACAUUUCUCGCAAUUCCAUCAUUAUAGCUCAGGGAGUUGUACGUGGUCAUUUGGCGCGGAAACAUUACUCCAGUCUCAGGAAUGCCAGUAUUAUGCUCCAGAGACGGUACCGUGCCCGCGUGAUUGGCAUGCAGCAGUACUUACACUAUCACGUGCAACGUGGUGCAUGCAUUCUCUUACAAGCAGCCGUGCGUGGUUACCUGUAUCGUAAACGGUACCAAGAGAUGAGAAACGCUGUAAUAAUCCUUCAACAGAGGUACAGGGCUAUGGCUGCGUGCAGAAAUCAGCAUACCCGCUUCCUAGCUAUGAAAACCGCUGCCAUCUGUAUCCAGGCCUGUGUGCGUGGUUGGAUUGACCGAAAACGGGUAACCGAACUAAGAGCGGUGCGCGUUAUUCAGGCUACGUUCAGGAUGUACAAAGUCAGGAAGGAGUACCUCGCCUUGAGGAGAGCUGUGGUGCAAAUACAGGCUCAAACACGCAUGAUCCAACAGCGACGACAAUUCAACAGUCUCAAGAAGGCGGCGCUUGUUGUCCAGCGGAGGUUCAGAGCGACUGUCCUUUGCAAGCAUGACCAGUUAGUGUAUCACUUCAUCCGGGGUGCGGUUAUUACAAUUCAAAUGGUUUUCAGAGGAUACUUGGUGCGAAAGAGACUGAGUAGAAUGAAUGAGGCCGCUGUUAAGAUUCAAGCUUACACUCGUAGGCUCCUAGCGAGGAAGAAAUAUCAAGCUACCAAGAAAGCUACACUCGUUUUACAACUAAGAUGCCGUGCCUGGUUGCUUGGGCGAGCGGUGGCCCGUAACUACAAUGCAUGGAAGUCUGCUGCGCUUGUAAUCCAAGCGAGUUAUCGAAGGUACAAGAAACGCAUGGAAAUGAAACGCAAUCGAGCAGCUACCAAAAUCCAAUGCGCUUUCCGCCGUCACACUUGUCGCUUUAAAUUUCUGUCCCAGAAAUCUGCUGCGGUCGUCAUCCAGGCAGCUUUUAGGUGUUAUGUUACUCGACGAUUCUAUCUAAAUCUGCGCUGCGCCUCAACAGUUAUUCAGCAACGGUACCGAGCAGUCAAAAAGAUGAAGGACUUGCGUCAACAUUAUAUUGCACAGCGAAAAGCUUUUAUAGCGCUGCAGGCCAGAGUUAAGGGGUGGCUUUGUAGACGACAGUAUAACUCGAUCAGGGUAGCGGCCAUCGCUAUUCAGACGCGCCAUCGAGCUUGCAUCAAGGCCCGUGAACAGAGAAAAGACUUCUUGAAGCUAAAGAAUGCUACUAUCAUUUUGCAAUCUUGCUGGAGAAUGGUAUCGGCACGCAGAAACUAUAAAAAACUCAGAGACGCAGUGAUUAGAAUACAAUCAGUGGUACGCAUGAGGAAGCAAGCAGUGUUUUACGAAAAACUCAGGAAUGCCACCUUGACGUUGCAGAAGAGAUGCAGAGCCAAUCAACUCUGCAAACAACAGCUUGAGCGCUACCAAACCAUGCGUAAAAGCGCUAUUAUAAUACAGUCACGGUUCCGUGGCUUCAAAGCAAGAAAAUGCGUUCAAAAGAUGGUAGCUGAGAAGAAGAGACGUCAACAAGCAGCAUUCAAGAUUCAGCGGUAUUAUCGAGGAUAUUGCCUUAUGAAGGAAACCUACUUUGCCUAUCACGUGACACGCGGCGCAAUUAUUACCUUGCAGGCGGCAUGCCGCAUGUAUGCAGCACGAAAAUUCGUCCGCAAGCUUCGAGCUGUUAUCACGAUGCAGGCUGUAUGCCGUGGGAAAAUUCAGCGGCAGAAGUUCCUGACGGUGAGAAAAAGGAUUUGCAAAGUUCAAGCCACAGUACGUCGCAAUCAAGCCAGAACAAGACUUGAGAGAACGCGAAAAGCGGUUGUUGCAAUUCAGCAGUGGUACAGAGCUCAAAUAGCCAUGAAGAAAACCUAUAAAGAGUAUCAUGAUCUCAGGGAUGCUACAGUCUUGAUCCAGUCUCAUUUCAGACGUCACAGUCAGCGAGAGGCUUACCUUUAUGAAAGGCAAAUGGUAGUCCUUACACAAUCUCUGUUGCGGAUGCGUCUCGAAAGGAAUAGAUUUCUUCAAAAGCGUUCGGCGGCCAUCGUAAUUCAACGUCACUAUCGCUUGUGGAUCUUUGGGAAGGAGGUUCGCCAUAGAUACCUGAAGAUGCUUUCGGCAAUUAUCACGAUGCAGGUAUUACUAAAAUGCUAUGUCUUUCUCGGGAUAUGUGGAUACGAGUCUGUUUAAUCGUAGUAACCCUUACAAAAUUAUGCGUUGAGGUCUCGCAAACAGAUAUUUUCGUUAACACUCUCCAGAGUGUAAACGUUCCUAAAAGGGUUACCAUCGUUCCCCUGAGGAAGGACUUCAACGCGCAAAUUUGUAUGUGUUACAGGCCUUAAUGAUUCGCGUGGGCAUAAUCUAAGGGCGUUUACCAUGAAUCAUAACUGACUGGUCAGACCAGUACAGUCGCAAAGAGAAUAAUAUCACAUUAAUCAGAAAGCAUCCAAUCAGCUCAGUCUAUUCCUUAUUAUUAGCGAAAAUUCUUGUAAAAGCCUUAUUUCAUUUCCAAAAUGACUAGAAAGGUCCAGCCGGCGAUUCAUGACUUUUUGUAAAGUGCCCUUAAACUAAACUGGUUUUGAGAAGAAAAGGACGUAGGUUGUCGUCAGCUUUUGAGUGAUCCUCUAAAAUAAUUUCUUUCUUUUUUCAAACUUUCACACGUGUUAGGAUAAAAAACAUUGGAUAACUUCAAUACUGGUAUCCAAUCUUAGCUUGUUUCAGGCCGGUCCAUUUUUGCUAGGGAAAAAACGACUUCGUUAUAAGUCAUUAUAGUCAUUCUUCUUGGCGUCUCGACGUUAGGUGAACGGUACUUGGGUUCCUCUGAAGUCUUUUCUUUUCUUUGUUUUCUCUUGUACUUAAAAGAGCUUUUUCCGAGGUUGGAAAACAAGACGUGAAUUUACCAGACUAAAAUCCGCCAUACUCAUCCAAUCCAACAUUCGAGGAUGGAUGGAGAGACGAAAAUAUCACUACACAAGACAGCUCGUCAUCGGCUUGCAGGCUACAACAAGAGCGUGGCUUUGUCAGAAAAAUUAUCGUCAACUCAAAGACGCUACGGUUCUUCUUCAAAGAAGAGUUCGCGGAAAAAACGCUGCUAGAAAGGCCAGGCAAGAAUAUCUGGAAACAAAGCGCGCAGCCGUUGCACUUCAGGCCUUUUAUCGCGGAUGGCAGGUUCGCCGUAACGUUAUUAAGCUUAAAGCAGUGAUUCUGAUCCAGUGUUGGUUCCGCGCCACUGCUGCAGCAAGAAAGGCUAGGGAAGAAUACAAAGCGCUCAAAGAGGCUUCCCUUGUUUUGCAAGCCGCUUACCGCGGAUACUGUGGGCGGAUGUUCACUCGUCAUCUACGUGCAGCUCGCACUAUCCAGGCUGUGGUCAGAGGAUUCCUCAUCAGAAGAAGGAUUAGAGUAAGAAUUAAAUCUGCGUAGUGUGGGGAUGUGAUUAUACCUCACUGACUUGUGUUAAGUGGCUCAGUUGAAUUCGGCUGCUUGGAAUCUUUCAUAAACAAGUUAAAAUAAACUACCUUUUCUGGGCUUUCUAAACCCUAGAUGUCGUGCAGCAGUUGCUUAGCGCCUUUUAAUAUUCGAUCUUUCACAAGGAUUUAUACCACAGAAAAUAAUAGGUUUGCCUUUCACGGAAACAUGCAUCAAACAUAAGAUGACAUCGGUCCUUCUCAUGGUUGCCACAGAUAAGUCCGAGAAAAUUUGCAUUAAAAAAACAUAAAAACAAAACAAAAAACAGGGAAAUUGAAAACACGGAUCUGUUUUUCAGCCAAAAAGUCGCGUCACUGUACGUCGUGUUUUGUUGGAAUUUUAUUGAAAAGCAAUUUUCUUUACUGAACUGGUCGUAGAAAUAACACAAGUGCUGUUUCUGAGCCAUGUAUUUGCACUAAUAGCUAAAAAAAACCCAAUGAUUUUUUCCUUCCUAGCGACAAAAAGAAAAGCGUCUGAUUCAGUUGAAACAGUUUGCUUCAGCUGUGUACCAUCAUAUGAGUGCCAUGAAAAUCCAGCGGUGUUACCGCAGAUCACGCGCUAUGGCUUUGGCAAAGGCCCGAAUGGAUUCUGUGCUUCUUAUACAGGUAUAGACUUGAUAUACGUGUCACAUUGUAUGUUUGUUUCUGCUUUUUAAUUAGUGAAUUACACAAAAUUUCCUUAGCAUGAUGAGUUUAUAAACUGAGGGUAUCUUGUCAUUUGCUGGGUUGGUAAAAUUAGGUUCUUUCGUAAUGGUGUGGUCCAAUAAAUCUUUUCUUCUUUGGGCCAAGUUUUUUCCAUUGUCUUUCCAACAAUUGAAUUAGAACUCUUCAAAUUUAUCUUUCCACGACGGAAGUUUGUUAGGGUUAUUAAGGUAAAACUCUGGAUAGAUAUCUCACUGCCUAUUCAGUUGAAAAACUCUCCUGUGUAAACACUCAGCGACCGAACUUGAUUUUAAGGGAGAAAGAUCUGCUACAAAGCGAAGUCAAAUCAGGUGAGAGUCGAAGGAGUGGUAAAAAUACAUCACCUCAACGAUAUCCUUUGCAUAUUUUGCAAGCUUCCCAAAACUUAAGUGAAUGAACUCUUCUACUUUCCAAUCAGAAUUUCCAGUUUCCUGUGUAAAUGGUAUACGGUAGCCUCGGUGACUUUCUGUUCUGAGAUUGUGACGUCAUCCGACCUUGAAUUUGAGCUCUCAGCGUUGUUUUAAGGCGCUGACUGCGUCGACCACCGAGUCAACUUGCUUUCUUAGUACUGUAUAACUAUAAUGGGUCGACAUUCUCUCUAUAAAUUUUAAACGUUGAUUGUGUUCUAUCCAAACAGUAUUGGUGGCACGGUGUUAUGGAACGAAAGCGAUUUGUUAAGCUCCGCGCAACUGCUGUCUUCCUCCAAAGAGCAGCUCGAAGGAUACUGGAAACGAAAAAUAGAAAUGCUGCGAAGAUCCAGGCCCUAGUCCGAGGUGCUAUAACCAGGAAACGCAUGAAAAAGAUCCAUCAGUCUGCGCUACAAAUUCAGGUGAGUGGGGAACAGGGUUUGGUUAUAAGUCCCGAAACUCUCCUUCUUAUGAUGAUGUGAUCGUAUUUUUGAGAUGUGUCAGUGAUUUAAUAUCGCGCAAUAACAAUAGACCGGCUAAGAAGAUUUGAAUUCUCUGGAAAUGUGCAAUACAUUAUUUUGCAGAUCCAAAGAAGCUAACGACCGAAAUUGACCGAUAGAUAGUAUGAUUGAGUAUGCACCGAAAAGCUUGAUUGGCUAUAAUUCAGUGGGAACUGUUACGUAUUCCCUUGGCAGGUGAAAUAAAAAGUAUGAAAAAAAUCGCCCGUUCCUUCGGUCGAGUGCAGAGGCGAUAAGCACGAAAAUAAAGGGAGUCAUUAACUUAACUGAAAUUGUUGUUUAUCUUCCUCGUCUUUUAUGUUGCUUAUUUUGUAAAUCAUAUUCAGGUUGCGCGCACAAGUGUCGCAGAUAAAAAUGACAAAGUCUUACUGCACUUUUCAAAAACACGUUCUGAAGUUCAAAAGCCGCCUUCAUAAUUUCGUUUUUCGCUACCGUCAAUCAUAGUUACGAUCUCAACCAGUGAACCUUGAAACACAUAAACACACAAAACGGAUUUAAAUCCACAAAUCACAAACCAUGACUUUUUGAACCCGUUGAAUUAAACUUUGUUUACUAAGAGGUCCGCUAGGAUAAUUGACGGCGGUGGAGAACGCAAAAGUCUGUUGGCUUUUGUACUUCUGAAUUCGCGUGGUUUUGAAAAGCGCAGUAAAAAUGUCUUUUCGGAUCUCUAGGCCUUCUGGCGUGGUUACCGAAUCAGAGUGGAAGUGUCCUCUCUCAAGGUAAAAAGAGCGCGAAAGCGCAUCAAGUCUGCCAAUGCUGCAGCAACGGAGUCUAUGAAGCUUUGUAACCGCACAAGAUCUGCUCUGGACUUUCUGCUUCAAUGUAAGAAUAUCAGCAGGAUUGUGGGGUCGCUGGUUAAUCUCGGUGAGUGAACUCUAAUAUAGCGCUUUGUUCCUCUAGACUUAAAUUCACUCCAAAUGUACGAUUGCGCUAAGACUAGUAUUCCUGGAAACAUAUAGCCCGCAUUUGGAUACCACAAAAAAACGGCAAGCGGUCGCGUGUCGUGAAGGGAGUCGAAAAACUGGAAGGUAGCAAGUAACGUGAAGUGAAUGUAAUAUUAAUUUUAUUACUUCUAAUAAUAAUAGUCCUUUUAAUCCGAAUUUGAUGCUACAUCGGGAAACGAACAAAAAGUAGGUGAGCAGUUCUCAUAAAAGAAAAAGUUACACCACUGGUAAAUGUUGUUUCACAGUGAGAGAAACUGGGGAACUUCUCUUCAUGUGAAACUACAAAAAUGAGGAAUACGAAGGCUUGUAUAAUUAUUCUGUCGUUUCUAAGAGAACUGUAAGUUUUCAAGUUGAACUGUUCUGUUCAAUGAAUGCAUCGCUAAAGUGAACUUUAUUUUCGCCCUCAGAGGUCGUUACUCGUCUAUCUGAGGUUUGCUGUCAACAGGUUGUUGAUGACGGAGCGCUCCCUGUUAUUUUUAAAGUUCUCAAGAAAUGUAAUCGUAGUCUGCCACACUUGGAAGUCAUCAAGUAUUCGGUGUUAAUACUCUACAAUGUUGUAAAGGUAGGAAAAUUUGUCUUUGUCAUGUUGAGUUAUUUCCUCUCUUCACACUGCACAAUACUGGAAUAAAAAAAAUGUCUUCAAACCAGCUCCCAUUUGUUAUAGAGGUUCUUGCUUCUCGCGGAUAUUUUACUUUGACGUGGAUUAGCUCUCUUCCCAUUCGUUGACGUAGUUGAAAUGGUAAAGAAAAAAAUGUUUCCACCUACGUAUGUUUUACGAAUGUAAAUGGUGGGGAUCACACCAAUGAUUAGAGAGAGACCAUGACUUCCUCUUUAAUUUCUUCCCGUGCGCCGAGAUUGGUCAAGGCAAACAAAAAAGAAGUGCCACAAUGCGUCAGAAUUGUAUUAUCAAUAGAGAUAUUAUCAAAAGGUUGGAUCUUGAUAAGUAAGGUCGUUAGUUCGGGGUGGAAAUUGACUCACCUUAAUUAUUUUUUUUGUUAAUUAAUAUAUUUAUUUAUGAUUUCUUUAGUAUCCAUCCCUGUACCGUGCCGUUUAUGAGGAACAGGAUUCUAUCGACACUCUGGUUCAUUUGCUGGUGAAUCUCAGGGACAAGAGUUUCAUUUUCUCCAAAACCUGCUGCCUUCUCGUCGUACUUUGCAGCUACUCGUCCAUUGUCCAGGACAUUCGCAACAUGCAGAAAAUUACUGAAGACAUUAAAGGUGUAUACAGCAUAACUGAACGAAACCACAAACUCGAAACAAAGAGGAACAUGAUCAGAUCCAAAGUAGACAAGACCAUGAACCAGUUACCCCCACCAACUCCUUGUAAACACACUCCGUUCAAGGGAAAGAAAUCCCAUAAGGUCAAAUGGCAGAAUCGACUGGACCUAGUGCAGGAUCCUUUGGAAGCUGUGAGACUACUCGUGCGGAAACUGGAUCUAGUUAAGACUGAUGAAUGACGACAUCAUUAGAAGUUACAUACGUUAGUGAUCGUUACUUGAAUGGACAGCUUUAAAUAUUCUUCGUUCAUUAUUAUCUUCUACAAGGUAUUAUUUUCAGUUUUAACUUCUUACAAACACCGUCUGUUUUACUUCAUAUUCGAACAUGAAAGAUGGUGAUGUAUAUACGCAAAGGAAAACAGUUUUAUUAAGAAUUUUUGUCAUUUUCUCAAAACGCGGAAGGUAUUUAGUGUAGAUAAGAACAAGAGCAAGUUGUAAUGGCCGUGAGAAAUUACUCUAAAUGACCUCCUCAAGUACUGUGAAAUAGUCAAACACGGAAAAAGUCUCGUAAAAUAUUGUAUAUCCGUAUUGUUUUUAGCAUUUAACGUCAAAAAAGGCCCUUUUACUGAGGUCGGUUCUUUCAACUGCAACCACAGCAAUCCACCAUGUAGCAUAAUUUUAGUUAGAAAAAGAUAUUCCAAGACAGGACGUGCAUAAACCGUUCGUGUACAGUACAAACCAAAGGGAAAGUAAAUUUUAAGACAGAAU